UCCCGCCUCCCCCGGCCCACGUGACCGUGGGCACGUGACGGCCCCCGUGCGCCGGCGGCCAUGGCGACCUACGUGAGCGAGCUGGAGGCGGCCAAGAAGAGCCUGAGCGAGGCGCUGGGCGAGAACGUGAAGCAGUACUGGGCCAACCUGAAGCUCUGGUUCAAGCAGAAGAUCAGCAAGGAGGAGUUUGACCUGGAAGCGCGCAGGCUCCUCACCCAGGAUAACGUCCACUCCCACAAUGAUUUCCUCCUGGCUAUUCUUACCCGAUGCCAGAUCCUGGUUUCUGCACCAGAAGGUGCCGGAUCCCUGCCAUGGCCAGGUGGCUCUGCAACUAAACCUGGAAAACCAAAGGGAAAGAAAAAGAUUUCUUCGGUUCGCCAGAAGUUUGAUCACCGGUUCCAGCCUCAGAAUCCGCUGUCGGGAGCCCAGCAGUUUGUGGCAAAGGAUCCUCAGGAGGAUGACGAUUUGAAGCUGUGUUCUCACACCAUGAUGCUUCCCACACGUGGGCAGUUAGAAGGAAGGAUGAUUGUAACUGCAUAUGAGCACGGGCUGGACAAUGUCACGGAGGAGGCGGUGACCGCGGUUGUUUAUGCUGUGGAGAACCAUCUUAAGGACAUUCUGACAUCCGUGAUAUCCAGGCGGAAAGCCUAUCGUCUGAGGGAUGGCCAUUUCAAGUACGCCUUUGGAAGCAAUGUCAACCCUCAACCAUAUCUGAAGAACAGUGUUGUUGCUUAUAACAAUUUAAUUGAGUGCCCUCCGAGCAGCGCGACACCCUCAGCUGGUCAGAGCCUGACCCCGCAGCCCCCUCCUGACGAUGCUGAGCAGCAGGCAGCCCUGCUCCUGGCCUGCUCUGGGGACACCCUGCCAGCCUCCCUCCCGCCAGUCAACAUGUACGACCUUUUCGAGGCCUUACAGGUGCACAAAGAAGUUAUUCCUGCACACACUGUCUAUGCUCUAAACAUCGAGAGAAUCGUCAUGAAACUCUGGCAUCCAAACCAUGAGGAGCUACAGCAGGAUAAGAUCCAUCGGCAGCGCCUGGCAGCAAAGGAGGGCCUUCUCCUCUGCUAGAGCUGGGCAGCUGUGUCAGCCCUCAAGUGGCUGCAGCCCUUCCUGGGACUUGUCAUUCGGAUGCUUCUUACAAACCCAUGUCAGCAUUUCAAGGAUGACAUAAGUUAUGAGUCAGCUUUUCCUAUGGAAAUAUGACUGAGUUGUGGGACACUUUCUCUGCUUCCUCAGAGUCAUGUGCCAUGGAGUACUUGAAGCAAUCCCACUGAAUUGGAAAGAAGCAGCAAGAUAUUUGUUUGCAAAGACUGUUUUUAGUAAAAAUAAAUGUGAGUGGAAAAAGUUGGUUUUAAA
This is a messenger RNA of Pseudopipra pipra, 1356 nucleotides long. RefSeq names its product transcriptional adaptor 1 (gene TADA1). Gene Ontology annotation, cellular component: SAGA complex. Gene Ontology annotation, biological process: regulation of transcription by RNA polymerase II. The record is from RefSeq and is a predicted model, not a curated record. Gene Ontology annotation, molecular function: transcription coactivator activity. NCBI's taxonomy places the organism in Eukaryota, Metazoa, Chordata, Aves, Passeriformes, Pipridae. The transcript is spliced from 8 exons. Bases 61 to 1068 code for a protein of 335 amino acids.